AGUCUUCGUGCACUCACCAUGCUCUCCCACGCAGGACCCGCCAGGUUUGCCCUGUUCCUGCUCUGCUUCAUGGGAACUUCACUGACCUCCCAGACGGCACCCAUCCAUCAGCUACACCCAAGUGAUGUGCGGAAAAUCAUCUUGGAAUUACAGCCUUUAUCGAAGGGACUUUUGGAAGACUACCUGAAGAAAGAGAUGGGGGUGCCGGAAUCCAACCAUUUCUUGCUGCCGUGUCUCACCUCUGACUCCCAACCACCACGCAUCAACAGCUCAGCCAUCCUGCCUUAUUUCAGGGCGAUCAGGCCAUUAUCAGAUAAGAACACUAUCAAUAAAAUCAUAGAACAGCUCGACAAACUCAAAUUUCAGCACGAGCCAGAAACAGAAGUUUCUGUGCCUGCAGAUACCUUUGAAAGUAAAAGCUUCAUCUUGGCGAUUUUACAACAGUUCUCGGCGUGCCUGGACCAUGUGUUUAAAUCACUGAACCCAGGACCCCAGCAGGUCAUGCAAGGCCAUCUCAUUGAACCUAUUCCUUCUGGAACAGCAGACGUAUGA
Odobenus rosmarus divergens (Pacific walrus) is the source of this 552-nucleotide messenger RNA. RefSeq names its product interleukin 31 (gene IL31). The record is from RefSeq and is a predicted model, not a curated record. Lineage: Eukaryota; Metazoa; Chordata; Mammalia; Carnivora; Odobenidae. Bases 19 to 552 code for a protein of 177 amino acids. The transcript has 3 exons. Gene Ontology annotation, molecular function: cytokine activity; cytokine receptor binding.